This is a messenger RNA of Lepus europaeus (European hare), 2239 nucleotides long. It is a transcript of the gene CYTIP, whose product is annotated as cytohesin 1 interacting protein. NCBI's taxonomy places the organism in Eukaryota, Metazoa, Chordata, Mammalia, Lagomorpha, Leporidae. The transcript has 9 exons. Gene Ontology annotation, molecular function: protein binding. Gene Ontology annotation, cellular component: cell cortex. Bases 214 to 1122 code for a protein of 302 amino acids. The record is from RefSeq and is a predicted model, not a curated record. Gene Ontology annotation, biological process: regulation of cell adhesion.
CCAGCUGCCUGCUCUAUGCCCUCCCCCAGCUCCAGGCAGGGGCAGAAUCUCUCAUGGGCAGUUGCACAGCUCUUUCUGCCUUCUUCCAGCCAGCUCCAGCACUACAGGACAGGAGGCUGCAAAUUCAGACUAAAGCCGACUAGAGGAAACCUUGUAUGAUCUGGCGUGGAGACCAGGAGGAGUCGCUGGCUGCAGUUUGCCAAGUACAGUUCUAUGCUUGCUUUGACCAGAUCAGGUUCUUUGGGUGACUUUUCCUGGUCUCAAAGAAAGCUUGUUACUGUGGUAAAGCAGGAUAAUGAAACAUUUGGAUUUGAAAUUGGGACACACAGGCUCCAGAACCAGAAUGCCUGCUCCUCGGACAUGUGCACGCUGAUCUGCAAAGUACAGGAGGACAGCCCUGCUCACUGUGCCGGCCUGCAAGCCGGUGACGUCCUUGCAAAUAUCAAUGGCGUGAGCACUGAAGGCUUCACCCACAAACAAGUGGUUGACCUGAUCAGAUCGUCAGGAAACCUGCUUAGGAUAGAGACUCUUAAUGGAACAGUGAUUCUCAGAAGAUCAGAGCUUGAAACAAAGCUCCAGGUUUUAAAGCAAACCUUGAAGAAAAAAUGGGUGGAGUUCAGGUCUCUGCAGUUACAGGAACAGCGCCUGCUGAAUGGUGAUGCAGCUAAUUACCCAAGUUUGGAAGACAUGGACAUGGAUGAUUUGACUGUUUUUGGAACCUUGCCUGGGACAGGUCCAGGCCCCAUGGAAAGGAACCGAUUAUCCAGUGAGAGCAGCUGCAAGAGCUGGCUGAGUUCCAUGACCAUAGACAGCGAGGAUGGCUACCAGACAUGUGUGUCUGAGGACUCAACCAAGGGUGCCUUCAGCCGGCAGACAAGCACAGAUGAUGAGUGCUUUUUGCCCAAGGAUGGGGAUGACUUUCUGAGAAGGUCUUCUUCAAGGAGGAAUCGGAGCAUUAGUACAGCCAGCAGUGGGUCCAUGUCUCCCCUGUGGGAGGGCAACUUCUCAAGCAUGUUUGGGACCUUGCCCCGAAAAAACAGAAGGGGAAGUGUCCGGAAGCAACUCUUGAAAUUCAUCCCUGGCCUUCAUCGUGCUGUGGAAGAGGAAGAGAGUCGUUUCUGAUGGGUUAUGGUGCCCUUUUGAAUUGGAUUACUUCACAAGUCUCUGUCAACUUCCCCGGAUGACUCCACCCAUCUGGUGGGAAAGUACCAAUGGACUGAGAAACUGACAUCGCAUAUCAGAGCAACAAUGACCUUUAUUUAAAUUUUUGCAUCAUUGCUUUUGCUUCUUAUAUCAUUUUUCGACCAAAACAACUCAAGUAUUAAGCAGACAUCAGGGAAAUGAAACAAUGAGUUAGAUAAUAUAACAAAGCAAUGCAAGUGCCUGUUCAUUCAAAUGCUACUUGUAAAAGCUGGAAUAAUAUUUAUUUUUAGAUCAUUGUAUGAAAUAUGGACAACUUUUUGUGUCAAGUAUGAACAGAGAGGAAUACACUGGACUACUUCUCAUAGGUUAAUUUAAUAGGUUACAAAACCAUAUGUUUGCUUAAGCUCAGUAGCCACUGGAAGUCUCAAUAAUAGUAAGCUUUGAAUGUUUCUGUUAAAUAUGUGAGAGCUCCUAAACAAACAUUAUCAUUAGUCUUUUCUCAUGUCCCAAGCAUCAGUAAAGCAGGAAGAUUUAAAACAAGAUUCGCUAUGAGGGAUUAAGCUUCAUGAGAACCAUGGAAAGAUGUGCCUGAGAUAGAGCCUGAGGAAGAUGACAGUGGUGACUUCUUUAUAAUAAGGAAUCUAAACAAAAGUAAGGGGAAAUCUCAUCUUCUUGCCCAAUUCAAUUUUUCUUACUGAACAUUGAUGACAAGUCUAUAACUCUCAGGGUCUUUCAGAUUUGUGGAUAAUUUUUUUGCUACAAAUGUUUAGAAUUCACACACACACAGAAGGGCCUAUGAAAGGAUCAUUCUCCCGUAGACUUUUCAUGACACCCCUUACUUUUAAUAUUGUAUAUUUUGAAUAAUCAUGACCUCAUCACUCUUUUGCCUGUUAGUUGCAUUCGUGUCUCAUUUCUGUCCUUUCAGUCAUGCUAUAUUUUAUUCAAUAUGCAUUAAAGUUCGUGAUUUCUCUGUUCUGGUGAUAUAGCUGCUCACUACCUAUACUCUGGAGUAAACAAUCUGGACUACAUAAUAAAUAGUCCUUACUGAUUUUAAGCUGUGUGUGUGUAUAUGUGUGUGUGUGUAUGUGUAUGUGUU